AUGAAGCUUUUGUGCCUAAUGAUUUUGCAGAAGAUGGUUCUCAUCCUGUGUGUGUCUCCGGAUCUAUCUCGAGAUGAAGGAGAGUUCGACAAGGCUCUUUUGAAGUUCUAUCUCAAUCAAAAAGUAAAAUGCUUAAAGAGGAAACUAUCAUCUGCUUCUAGGAGGAAUGUGAGGCAGAAACAAUCUACUUAUUUCCCCACUUGUUCCACUUUCACUAGAUAUUCUGGGAAGUUCUUCUCUGGUGUUGUUGCUGGAAUGUGUCCUAGGUAUCAGAAUGUCAUCCAGACAUAUGGCAUGGGCUAUCUCUUAAACUUUGUUAGGACCGAGGUCCCCCUUAGGCUAGUGAAGUGGCUUGCUAGUAGGUUUGAUGUCCCUUCAUCUGAAUUCCAGUUCGAAAGGAAAUUUAUCCCAAUGACCAAGUAUGAUAUCCACAAUAUCCUUGACCUCCCAGUAGAUGGUGAGCCACUUGUGUCUGAUCCUGAGUCUGGACGUGAUUUUAUCCUGUCUCACUUCAAUGUUUCUAGUAUUCCUCCUGUCUCUUUCUUCGCCAACAAGCUUAAAUCCACCGAAGUCGAGUUGUCUGAUGAAGACAUUUUCAUUUGCUUCAUGAUUGUUGCGUUGUCCUCAUUCCUUUGUCCCAACUCUAGCCUCAGUCCUAGCCCGAAGUACCUGCAUAUUUUCAGGGAUUGUUCUUCUCUGUGCAACUAUGAUUUGUCCGGAUAUGUUUAUGAGUGGUUGUUGAGCAGCAUCAAAAAGUUCAAGAAUUCCACUAAAGUUGCUUCUAAAAGAUCAGUGACGUUUGGUGGUUGUCACUAUGCUUUUGUUGUUUGUUACCUUGACCAACUUAAUUUCGGUCUCCAUUCUGUCCCUGAUGUCAAGCCCUGGAUUCUAGCAUGGAGAGGUAACAAAGUUAAGCAAUUUUCAGAGCUUGACAGAAACAAUAGCCGCUCUUAUGGCAAGAGGCCUCUAAAGCGGUUGUUUGCUCCAGUUAAUCCGCAGAAGUCUAUCGAGAAAUCUUCAGCAAGCAAAGAUGGUGAUGUUCCCCUUUGUAGUGACAUGCUUUUUGAAAUGAAUGUGCAGAAAUCCUUCGGUGCUCGUUUUGGGUUUGAGGCUGCUCAAGUAGUCAUAAACCUUGUUCAAUCUAGGAACAAAGACAAGCCCAAGCUAUUUGUAGAAUGGUCACAGUCCCUUGUAAUUGACGUUCUAGAAUGCUUAUCACUCUCUACUCUAAAUGCCAAAUCUGUCCCGAUACCUAAAGUUUAUUCAAGUGAGGGUCAUUCUCUCAACAAGUUCUCUUUUGGCGCCAAGUCUGUCUCUAUUCAAUCUUUCAUUGGUGAGAGGAAGUGUGAGACUGUUGUUGAGAAAUCAUCUCCUGAAGUCCAGCAGCAAAUCCCCAAUUUGAAUGAAGCUUCUCCUUUUGUUUCUGGUGUUGUUAGUGUUGGGGGUUUUCACAACCCAGUAGUUUUAUCUAGUUCAUCUCGAGCUCCUAAAGUGUGUGAUGAGGGCGUGGUAAAUGAGGCAAAUGUUGAAGCUGCAAUUCCAGUGGCGGAUUUAUCUUCUAUAAAAAGUCCUUCUCAUUCUAUAGGUAUAUCCCCUUCAACGACGCGGUGUGCAAUUCCUGUUGUUGGUUCUACUUUGGAGCCCUCAGCUGGUCUUAUUAAGAAAUGCGAACCCAAGUCCGAUGAUAAUGGUUUCCAAAGACCCACUUUUGCUCAGUUAAAUCGCACUCUUAGUGUUCAAUCUAAUGGCGAUGUUACCAAUGGUGAGCCCAAUGAUAAAGAGGUCGAUAAUUCUUUUGGAGAACCGUCCCCUCUGGUUCCUAUUCGCUUGUCGCAGCGUUUCCAUAAUGCGCUAGGUGAUGUUGAGUGCUCUCAGUAUGUUGUUGAAAGAUUUAUGAAUUCGCUGGAUCCCCGAAAUUAUGAGGAUUGCGUUGAAAUGGCCGCUUUGCCUAAUUUUAAAGUUUCCAAGUCAACUCACUGCUCAAGCCACCCUACUAAUGAGGUUAAAGAGCUACAAGACGACAUUCAAAUUGUAGGCACUUCUAGUUUUGCUGCUAGGUGUCAACAGCUCUCAAGAUCUAAUGAUGUUGCUUACAACAAGCUCAAGAACUUUACAGCACCUCAAUCAACUAGUUGUAAUCCUAGGAAGCAACAAGCUAUUUCUAGCCCAGAAGUAGAGAUCUUGUCAUCCGGGAGUGCCCCUAGACCUCCUUCAGCUGCUCCUGUUCCUAAAGCUCAUGCACAAUCUUCCAUUGUUCUUAGUGGUUCAUCUCACGGUCAUGUACCUCGGAGGAUGAUUGUUCCUGGCAGAUAUACCUCAGAUCCAUAUGUUGCUCAGGGUAAUAAGUUUCCUGUUGCUAAUCAAGAAAGGCGUCACCACCUUGCAAUGGUGGAAAUAGGAACGCAUGAAACUUGGUGCAAGUUUGAAGCAAUUCGAUAUGACCGAGCUUACUGUAGCUACCGAAAUCUUGCAACUUUGAAGUCCAAAGAAGAUGUGGAUAAUUUCUUGAUUCUGUGUGUCUGUCGUUAUCUUUUCAAACAAUCUCAUCCAUCAGCUUCAAAGAAGCACUUCUUUUUCUCUUACAUUGGGGAAACCAUUUUGAGUGGUGUUAAUAUUGAGAUUGUAGCUAAUGCAUUUCAUGGUGCAAAUAGUGCUUUUGCAAUGUGGAGAAGUAAUCUGCUUUUUUUCCUAUUGCUCGGGAUCAGCACUGGUUUACUUUCGUUGUUUGCUUGA
Molecule: messenger RNA, 2733 nt
Organism: Triticum turgidum subsp. durum (durum wheat)
Lineage: Eukaryota; Viridiplantae; Streptophyta; Magnoliopsida; Poales; Poaceae
Source: the annotation of a GenBank genome assembly